Messenger RNA from Clupea harengus (Atlantic herring), 5009 nucleotides. It is a transcript of the gene larp4b, whose product is annotated as La ribonucleoprotein 4B. Gene Ontology annotation, biological process: positive regulation of translation. The transcript is spliced from 14 exons. Bases 1 to 2448 code for a protein of 815 amino acids. NCBI's taxonomy places the organism in Eukaryota, Metazoa, Chordata, Actinopteri, Clupeiformes, Clupeidae. Gene Ontology annotation, cellular component: cytosol; cytoplasmic stress granule. The record is from RefSeq and is a predicted model, not a curated record. Gene Ontology annotation, molecular function: mRNA 3'-UTR binding.
AUGCUGCCACCCUCAGAUGAAUUCCCCUGCCAUGACCCAUUCGCAUGCCAGUGCGAUGUCUGCAGCUUAGUCACCAAGCCACAGUUUGCCACAGUGACCCAGCUCCUGCUGAGGAUGUGGUUUAUUGCGCCCACGCCCAUCUCUCAGGUCUGCGCCCACGCCCAUCUCUCAGGUCUGCGCCCACGCCCAGCUCUCAGGUCUGCGCCCACGCCCAUCUCUCAGGUCUGCGCCCACGCCCAUCUCUCAGGUCUGCGCCCACGCCCAUCUCUCAGGUCUGCGCCCACGCCCAUCUCUCAGGUCUGCGCCCACGCCCAUCUCUCAGGUCUGCGCCCAUGCCCAGCUCUCAGGUCUGCACCCACGCCCAUCUCUCAGGUCUGCGCCCACGCCCAGCUCUCAGGUCUGCGCCCAUGCCCAUCUCUCAGGCCUGCGCCCACGCCCAGCUCUCAGGUCUGCGCCCACGCCCAGCUCUCAGGUCUGCGCCCACGCCCAUCUCUCAGGUCUGCGCCCACGCCCAUCUCUCAGGUCUGCGCCCACGCCCAGCUCUCAGGUCUGCGCCCACGCCCAUCUCUCAGGUCUGCGCCCACGCCCAUCUCUCAGGUCUGCGCCCAUGCCCAGCUCUCAGGUGGGAGUGAGACAGACCUCUCCUGCCAGUCAGAGGAUCUCCGGGAGAAGCUGAAGGCCACGUUGGAGUUCUGCCUGUCACGGGAGAAUCUGGCCAACGACAUGUACCUCAUCUCUCAGAUGGACAGCGACCAGUACGUGCCAAUUGUCACUGUGGCCAAUCUCGACCAAAUCAAGAAGCUCAGCACUGAUGUGGAGCUCAUCUCUGACAUUCUAAAGUCUCUGCCUCUGGUCCAGGUGGACAAGUGUGGCGAGAAGGUGAGACCCAACCAAAACCGCUGCAUCGUCAUCCUGAGGGAGGUCCCCGAGGCCACUCCUGUGGAGGAAGUCGAGGCGCUCUUCAAGAGCGACAACUUGCCCAAGUUUAUCAACUGCGAGUUUGCCUACAAUGACAACUGGUUCAUCACCUUUGAGUCGGAGGCAGAUGCGCAACAGGCAUACCAGUACCUUCGAGAAGAAGUGAAAACCUUUCAAGGAAAGCCAGUUAAGGCCCGCAUUAAGGCCAAAGCCAUUGCCAUCAACACAUUUGCGCCAAAGAACGGCUACCGGCCGGUUGAUGUGCCUGCUACCAACCAGCAGCGCUUCCCGUCCUACUACAUGCCCCCCAUCUAUGGAGCGCAGCAACAGUUUCCUCCCCUCUACAGACUGGUGGCCCCCCAGGGCUGGUCUACAACACAAGGUUACUUGGAUCCCAAUAUGCAGGUGGCUCAAUUUCCGAACCCCAGCUUCAUCAAUGGCUUUCCAGGGUCCCCUAACUUUAAGUCGGCCACGUCCCCUCUGAAUAUCAGACAGUACACUCCGAGAAACAGUUUGUCUCCAUUUUCUUUCCUGGGCAGAAACCACAACAAACCCCAUGUUCGAUCAAACACCCUGGGGCUGGACAGAGGUGUGGGCAUCCUAGACAACCCUCCACCCUUCCCCAGUUUCCCUGCGGAUCGCGUGUCCAACGGGGCCCGCGCCCCUCCGCCCCACCACCUGGGCCCCGGCCGCACGCGUCUGCCCUCUGGCCUCCCCCACCCCCGCCGGGAGCAGGUCGGCAGCGGACGCAUGGAGCCCAACGGGGCCAACUCCUCCCCCAGCGCUGGCCGUGGCAGGAAAAAUGUGUACGGCAAUAGAAAGAGAAGGGACGACAAGUUUACACGAUCCUCCACGCAAUCCCCUCCUCCUGCCCCAGAGCGCACCCCCUCGCCCAGUUUUGAGCUGGGCCUGUCCAGCUUCCCGCCCCUCCCUGGUGCCGCAGGCCAGCUGAAGCCUGAGGUGAAGGCAGAGGUCCCCGCCGAGAGCAGACUGUCUGCUAUCGUCACUGGAACCACUAAGACAGAGAAGCCUCUGAGUAAGGAUCUGGUCAGCAGCCGUUCUGUGGCUUUGGCGCCUCCCAAAGAAUUACCCCAACCUGCUGUGGCCCCGCCUGCCCCGGACCAUAAACCGCCCCCAUCUCCAGCCUGCUCCCAAGACACUCCGAAGGCUCCACCAGAGAAGCCCAAAGACAAGCCACUGACUGCAGAUAAGACGCCCGCGCCAGGCCCGUCACUGACCACUCCUGCUCCGCAGACCGCCACAGCAAAGCAGGAGCCACGCAAGCCCAGCUACGCUGAGAUCUGCCAGAGAAUAAGGGAGGGACCGCCCACCCUUCAGCCCCUCCAAGAGGCUCGGCCGGCCUCUGGGGAUGAGAUCAGGGCCCCUGACUCGGGUGAGCCCAAGAGCAAGGAUCCCAAGCCUGCCGCCGGGCGCCCCCGAGAGGCGUGGAGGCCCCAGCCGGAGGGCGGAGAGAGACUCGGAGCUGAGGCCGUAUCCUCCUCCUCCUCCUCCUCUGUGCACCAUACCUGAAGGGGCUCGCCAGCUCCACUCCUGCAAAGACUGGAAAAGAGAGAAGUAGAACUACCCCCCCACCCCCUUCCCCAGUGUGUCAGGGCUGCAACAUUAAUUACCCCACGCACACGCACACACACACACGCAUACAAACACACAUACAAACAUACGCACAGACACACAUACACACACAUACACAUGCACGCAAAUACGGCAAAUCCUCCUUCCUUGUUUCAGACUAUCUCUGCUCUCUCUCUCCCUACUGAUUUCUCACUAGUGACACUUCUCUCUCCUGCCCCCCAUCCCCACCCCCUCUCCCACUCCUGCCCUGCAAUCCCCAUCUCCCUAAGUGCAUACAUGACGGCUUGUCACUGGAAUCAGGGCUUGGAGGCAGAAGCACUUGUGGGUGCAGAGGCAUUUCCUUUCUUUGUGUGUGUGUGUGUGUGUGUGCGUGUGUGUGUGUGUUUACGUUCUCUACUCUUCAUUAACACAAUGAAUUUUUUUUUUUGUUUUGUUCGUUUUUCCUUUUCAAGGACAAUGAUAUUUAAGUACUGGCUAUGUAUGUACUCUGAUUAGUUUGGCAAGAGGCUAAUGCUUUUUAAUGUAGCUACGUGUUGAUGGUAGAAGUGUGGAGGUUGGAUUAGUGCUGAACACUUUUCUUUUUAUACAUCUCUAUAUAAAUAUAUUUUAUAUAAUCUUUUUUAAACCAGGUAUUGUUACAGACAGCCUGGUCUUGAUUUUUCUUUUUUCCUUUUUUUCCCCCCAGACUGUUUUGUCCAACAUUCUCCUUGAAAGCAGGUGUUGUAGCGUGUUCUGCAUGAUAGAAACAUUCUGGAAAAGAAAUCUUCCCUCAGAUUUUUUUUUUUUUUUUUACACCAUUUUACAAAUCAGCACUGGAGAAUUGCUUUCUUUUCUUUUUUUUUUAAGGGAAAAAACCAAUACACCAGCACACAGUAAUACCUUUUGAAUCCUUUGUAUUGGUGUGAUGUAAGUAGCUGGUGAGAAGUAUUCCAUUGUCCUGUGUGUGAUAAUAAUUUUUUCUUUUCUUUUUUUAAAGAUGUAUCUAAUUUUGUUUCUAAUUUUAAUUGAGCGCCUUACUUAGAUUUAAUUUGUAUAUUAUUUUGGUUGUUUUUUUUUUUUUUUCUUUUUUUCCUCCUAUGUGGAAGUCAAAAAGAACUGCACACUGAUGAGUCCUCAGGGGGCUGGGGCUUAGGGCUCAGGUAGGGUAGGGUAGGGUAGAGCAGGGUUUUGCGGGGUGGGAGUUUGGGUGUUAAUGUGCCUAGCCUGUUUUCUGUCUUGUGUUGAAACUGGCAUCUGUUCUCUCUAAGUCUUUUCCUCAUGCUGACGUGGUGCUAAUGGUUGUUUCUUCUGUAAGUUUUGUUUUGUGUUUUUCUCUUUUGUGUGCUGUCAGUUUUUGGGCAGGGAAAAAAAAAAGCCUAGGAAAAGUACCACAGAAAAAAAAAAAAAAUUAAAAAACCUCAUGUCCCACAUUUAACUAGUCUGACUCGAGACCCAACAUUUUUGAAGGAUCCACACAGGACUACAAGGUAUUCCCUCUGACAGAAGCAAAGAAGCUGUGUGCAUAGAGGCGUUCUUCCUUCCCCAUCUUCUGCAUGUUCCCCAUCCUCCUUGUGAGCGCUCCAUUCUUGUGGACCUGGGUCACCCAUCGGUUUUGUUCUUGUUUUCCUUCGUCUUGCGGUCGAGUGUUGGUCUCUUCUCAUUACUGUGUUCCACUUAAACCUUGAAUCGGUAUCAGACCACAAAAAGCCACUGGCCAGGUUCCUAAUAGACGUCUUCCUGUCAAUUAAGGGGGCUCGGGUCUUCCCCUCAUCCAGUGCAUCUCACUUCUGAUAUCUUCCUGCUUUUCCUUCUUAGGGAACAGACACCAAGGUUUGGCCGUUUUUGCCGCGUGACAUGAAUGACACAUUGAUCUGCAAGGCUGACAUUGUGAGCAGGGGGUGGGGAGUGGAGGGUUGAAGCCCUAUUAUGAGAAACGAUACAAAGGUUGAAUUAAGCAACCCCCUUCGCAGUUAUUUUUAAAAUGUGCAGAAAAGGGUAACUAUAUGUAAAAGAAAUUACCAUUUAAAAACUUGAAUUUAUUUAAACUUGAAAGAAGACGUUUGCCUUAACUGUUCAGCUAAUCAUUUGGAGUUUUUUUUUUUUUUUAUUGUGAUUUUGUUUUCUUCUCCCGUUUUCCCCCUUCUUUACCACCCCCCACCCCAAGUGUUUUUGAAAAAAAAAAAAAAUGUUCACAUAGCCUUUGUCACCGUGUCCUGCUCAGUUGUUUUCUUUUCUGUCUUUUUCAAACUCCAAAUAGCAGAGCACACUUGGGAUUUAGUGAAGGAAGAAAUGGAAGAAUCUCAUGUGGCUGUUUAUUCAGUUGUUUGAUUUUCUUUUUUCUUUUUUGUAAAUGCAAAUAGUUGAUACUGUAUUAAAUAUGUGCACUCAGAUGUGUGUACGAUGUCUGUACAGAUGUAAAUAAUUUGAAAAGAAAAAAAAAUAUUAAAGGUACCCUUACAUUGGUUUAAAAGAAAAAAAAAGAUGUAUCAAAAUAAAUGUCAAUGCUGAAUUGGAUGCCA